CCCGAGUCUCUCUCCCUUCUUCUCUGGCCUCGUCUUUCUGAGUCUGGCUCCCCGGGCACUUUCAACUCCUUUUGUGGGUUAGACUGAUAGAUCGCACGAGAAUUCAACAUCCUUCUCUCCCCGUCUGUCUCCUAGCUGUAGCACCACAGCAGAUCACUCGCCCUCGAUUCGCCAACCCCGCGGUGUCGUGUGCUCUGCUGCUAUUUGUGAUUACGUUUCCUUCACAAUUCCAUAGGACAGUACUGUUGCGUUGAAGCAUCAAAUGACGGGACAUUGGGUUCUGUCUCCGUCAUCCCCAGCGUUACAUCUCUCAAUAGAAUAUCCGACCCUGUCAUGGUCUCCCUCGCCACCUCCUCGCGCAGCCCAGCGGCUGCAGUCAGACCGACCAACCCCUCCAAAAUGAGACCUGCCACCACGCCAGUGUCCAUCCUGAAGAGAUCUAAAACCGACAACACCACCCCCGGACUGAAACACCGAAUGGAAGAAAUGAAUCUCUCGCUCUCCUCGUCGUCCGACAGUCCCUCGCCGGACACGACCCCGAGUCCCCGCAAGCGACCUCGAGUACAGUUUGACCUGCGGCGGAUCACCUACGAUGGCAGAGGACCUGGGGACUCGGAGAAGAGCGCGGCCGUGGUACGGGAAGAGGUGCGCCGCGCCAUCCAGCGACACAUCUCGGGCGGCGGUAGCGAGACGUAUGAUCGGGUCAAGGAGAUUUUCACGGCGGAUCCGCGCAAGCGGGACGAGGACGGCAUGCUUGACUUCGAUGUACCUACACACACGAGCCUAAAGAACCAUCUCCUGGGACUGUUGUCCAACGUGGCGACCCUGGAUCGCAGUUGCAACGGGCUCGUCACCGCCGUGCUGAACAGCCAGUGGCUCGGGCGCGAUGAAUCGUACGUCAAGCUGUAUAUUCGCUUCCUGGGCAAUCUGGCUGCUGCCCAGGGAGUCUUCCUGGGAGCGGUGCUCAUGAUGCUCGUCAACUACAUGGCCGAGCUCCCCGGCGGUGUCGGUAAACUGCCAGGCUAUGCGCACGUCGAAGCGAAGGAGCUGUACACCCGGGUUCACAUGGCUCUUCGGUAUGUGAUGGGAUUGGUUCCAUCUAGCAGCGGGGCCCUGUCGCCGAUUUUGUCCCUCCAGUUCCCUGCCACCUCGAGCUCGGCUAAAGCCAAUAUCGCAUAUACCCGAAACCUCAUCCGGGUCAUCGGAUAUGCUCCUGAACUGCAGGCCGACAUCCUGGCGCUCAUUACCGACCGGCUUGUCAAGGUUGAUGUUCAAAUCCAGGUAGAUCUGGAGGAUAUUGAAGAGGAAGAAGAGGAAGGCGUUCUGCAAGACGUCGCGCCUGAGGCUACCAUGUACGCCGAGAACGAGGACGAUGACGGCGACUUCGACGACAACGACUCGAUCCUGAGUGACGACUCGAUGGACGGCGAGACGCGACGCAUCAAGACCAUCAAGGAUAACAUCCUCAAGCUCGACGGCAUGAUUGACUCCCUCUUCGAGUACUACGAGCCCCCGUUCACAACGGGCACCUUGGACGACAAGGAAAACGCCCUUGACCUUUUGAUCAGCCAUUUCGAGACCAUCAUUCUCCCCACCUAUAAAUCCCGGCACACGCAAUUCAUUCUGUUCCAUUUCUCUCAAUCCUCUCCCUCCCUGGUGGAUCGCUUUGCGGCAACAUGCAUCCAACUUAUCUUCAACAAGAUGCAGCCGGCCAUCACGCGCCAAUCCGCCGCCGCCUACCUGGCCAGUUUCGUGGCGCGCGGCGCGCACGUUUCGGGGGACGUCGUGCGAGAUGUGUUUGAUCUGCUGGGUACACAUCUGAACGGUCUUCGCACCGACUACGAGGCCACCUGCCGCGGACCGGAUCUUCGCCGCUACGGGCCGUUCUACUCGACGGCGCAGGCGCUGCUGUACAUGUUCUGCUUCCGCUGGCGGGAUCUGACGACGGCGGCGAUGGAGGGCGACAGCGUCGAGCAGGUGGACGAAAUGGAUACCGACGAGAUCACCUUCCCUCCGAUGGUCAAGGAGGUGCUGCACCAGGCCGUCCAUUCCAAGCUGAACCCGCUCAAGGUGUGCUCGCCGGCGAUCGUGUCGGAGUUCGCCCGCAUGUCGCAGCACCUGAACUUCAUGUACGUGUACAGCAUCCUCGAGACCAACAAGCGCGUGCGCAUGUCGUCGCAGCGCAACCUCUCGACGCUGGCCGAUCCCCGCUUCCACCAAAUCGAGCGUGAGACGCGUGCCGGCGACGACCUCGGGUAUCAACUCGACGCAUACUUCCCGUUUGAUCCGUACAAGCUCCCUCGCAGUGGCCGCUGGCUGGAAAACGACUACGUCGAAUGGCGCGGCAUCCCGGGGCUCGAUGACCACGAAGACUCGGACAGCGAGGCGAACGAUGGUGAAUCGGAAGACGAGAUGAGUGAGGAUACUGGAACAGAUGAGGAAUAAUUCCAAUUCUGACUCCAAAAAAAACAAGGGACAUUUUCUACUAUUGUUUUCGGAUCUUUUGGCAAUGCUCAAUACCCCCUUAACCAUUUGAUUGAUUGAUUCACGCAUGACGCAACCAUCAAAAAGUGACUGGCAAUUUUCUCGAAGCGUGGCGUUUGGUUUUUUUCUCUCUAGGCAGCGAUUUGAUGUAUACUAUUGAACGAUUUAGGGCUGAAUGAAUGAUCUAUCCAUGUC
Messenger RNA from Aspergillus steynii IBT 23096, 2679 nucleotides. RefSeq names its product rDNA-binding RNA polymerase I transcriptional factor. Gene Ontology annotation, molecular function: RNA polymerase I core binding; RNA polymerase I general transcription initiation factor activity. Gene Ontology annotation, cellular component: nucleus. The record is from RefSeq and is a predicted model, not a curated record. NCBI's taxonomy places the organism in Eukaryota, Fungi, Ascomycota, Eurotiomycetes, Eurotiales, Aspergillaceae. Bases 334 to 2445 code for a protein of 703 amino acids. The transcript has a single exon. Gene Ontology annotation, biological process: transcription initiation at RNA polymerase I promoter.